Messenger RNA from Paralichthys olivaceus (Japanese flounder), 1923 nucleotides. RefSeq names its product info leucine-rich repeat, immunoglobulin-like and transmembrane domains 3a (gene lrit3a). The record is from RefSeq and is a predicted model, not a curated record. Gene Ontology annotation, molecular function: protein binding. NCBI's taxonomy places the organism in Eukaryota, Metazoa, Chordata, Actinopteri, Pleuronectiformes, Paralichthyidae.
AUGCGUCAACUUUUCUGUGUGCACAUAUUCCUAUGCUGCCUUGGUAUGGCUCAGCCUUUCUGUCCAUCGCAGUGCACCUGUGUCUUCCAUGGACGUACUGAUGGAAUAGGAACCAGAUCUGUGCUCUGCAAUGACCCAGACAUGUCUGAUAUCCCUGUCAACGUUCCAGUGGAUACAGUUAAACUUCGUAUUGAGAAAACCGCUGUACGCCGAGUCCCAACAGAAGCUUUUUACUACUUGGCAGAGCUACGGUACCUGUGGAUUACUUACAAUUCCAUAACCUCGGUGGAUACUGGAAGUUUCUACAACCUCAAAGUGCUCCACGAACUCAGGCUGGAUGGAAAUAUGAUCUCCAUGUUCCCCUGGGAGUCUCUAAAAGAGAUGCCAAGGCUGCGAACACUGGAUCUGCACAACAAUAGACUCACCACUGUUCCCACUGAGGCUAUCCCCUACCUCCUCAACAUUACCUACUUAGAUCUAUCCAGCAACAAAUUAACAACCCUGCCCUCUGACCUCAUGGAUAUCUGGCCUCCCUUCAACGGAGCACCCAUUUCUACUAAUUCCUCACAGAAAAUCGUGUUAGGUCUCCAAGACAACCCCUGGUACUGUGACUGUAAAAUAUCCAAGUUAAUAGAGAUUUCCAAAAUGACAGACACCCCAGUGGUGUUCAUGGACCUAUUCCUGACCUGCAGUGGACCAGAGAAUCUGGCUGGUGUCCUUUUUCAACGUGCUGAACUUGACAAUUGUGUAAAACCAAUAGUCAUGACUUCUGCAACCAAGAUCACAUCUUCUUUGGGCAGCAAUGUUCUCCUGCGAUGUGAUGCCACAGGGAUGCCCACACCAAAUCUGUACUGGGCUAAAUCAGAAGGUUCUCCAGUCAACAACACAGUUCAGGAGUCACCAGGGGAGGGCAUCAGGUGGUCCAUCAUGAGUUUGCAUGGAAUAUUGUCCAAAGACGCUGGGAACUACAGCUGCAAAGCUAAGAAUGUUGCUGGCAGCGCAGAAGCCACUAUUUCUCUCUCAGUUGCUGGUACCAUUAGUACCACAAUCCCACCUGAUAAGCAAAGCAUGGGAACUGGACCAACCAGCCAAGGCACAACAAUGACUCCCACUACAGACAUAACUGACUCACCCUUUGUAACAUCUACAGUUCCUCCAGGAACAACACCAACCCAACCUACUGUACCCAAGAAGCCGAAAACUACCCCCAGCAACGGUUUACAGAAGGGCUCACUAAAACAAACGAAGAAUCAACAAGGAGGGAAUGGGAGGAAGCUUGCAGCGGAUGAAAAAAGCAAGAAAAGUGAUGCAUCAAAGUCUGUCAAGGACCUAAAGAUUGUAGAGGAAACACCUGACAGUGCUGUGUUGCUCUGGACAGCAGAUGGGUUACCAAACGAUGCCCCAUUAACAGUUGUGUUUUCACCCUAUGGUGAGGAUGAAACCAAAAGGACAGAAGAAACUAAUGCUGGCAGUGGAAAAGUCCUUCUUGAGGGUCUUUCAUCUGGGAUGAGGUACUCAGUUUGCCUCAUAGCAAAAGGUAUUGAUGCAGGAAAAGAUCCGUGCAUUGACUUCUACACACUGGACAUUGUCGAGGAUAGUGGUCAGAACCAGUUUUUCAUGAUUAUAAGUGGCAUUGCCUGUGCUUUGGUAUUGCCUCUCAUUGUGCUGUUGGUCUACAAGAUCCUCGCUCUCUACUGCAAAGGACGUGACCCAGCUUUGGAUGAGGAGGAGCUGGAAAAAGAGAGCUAUGUCAAGUUCGAGACAAUUUCAAUGAAACAACGAACUCUGAACUCUCAUCCAGCUGAGUUUUGGGCAAGGAGAGCAACCCAUGACUCGGAGAGAAUGCUCCUUUGCUCCAGGUCGAGCAUAGACUCUCAGAUGACCUAUAAGAGCGACAGUUCCCGGUCUGAGUAUCUCUGCUGA